UCGUCAUUGCGAAAUAGUUAUCAAAAUGAAAUAUACCGUGCUUAUUUUAUUCGCCAUCGCGGCAUUUGUUUUGCCAGCCUUCGCAGGCAACGACUACCUUUGGGGCACAAUCGGGGACAACGACUACAAAUUGGCUAAGGAUACGGUUAAGAAGGCAUUUUUCGUUGGCCUGAAGGUGAAGAAAACGUAUACAUUUAAGCAGUCGGACAACCUUAACGCGCUCACCAUCACGGCAAUCAAGGUUACGGACAAAAAGAAGAGCCACGGUGCCACUGCCGUACUCAAAAGUGGAGGUCCUGGAUCGAAGGGAGCUACCAUUGCCUUUACCUCAGACAAGAAUUAUGGGAUCAGUGAUGUUGUGGAAAUAUGGGGUCGUUAAAGUACAUUUCUAAAAUCGUGUCUUUGUGCCCAAGGAAUUAUAACUAAUGCAUGAAAA
Drosophila takahashii is the source of this 436-nucleotide messenger RNA. RefSeq lists its product as uncharacterized. The record is from RefSeq and is a predicted model, not a curated record. NCBI's taxonomy places the organism in Eukaryota, Metazoa, Arthropoda, Insecta, Diptera, Drosophilidae.